Messenger RNA from Exophiala aquamarina CBS 119918, 984 nucleotides. RefSeq names its product phytanoyl-CoA hydroxylase. The record is from RefSeq and is a predicted model, not a curated record. Bases 1 to 984 code for a protein of 327 amino acids. The transcript has 2 exons. Lineage: Eukaryota; Fungi; Ascomycota; Eurotiomycetes; Chaetothyriales; Herpotrichiellaceae.
AUGGGAAGCCUGGAACCAAUGCCCGAGCUGGCCGUCAACGACGGCCCACUGACCGCAGAAGACAUAGGCCAGCUCACACCAUCGACAACCAACCUCCCGACCUCCGAACUCCUCCACCGCUACCGCCGCGACGGGUACCUGCUGGUGAAGAACCUGCUGCCGCGAGAAGACGUGCUGAAAGCGCGCUCAGCGUACUUCCAAAUGAUGGUCCCAACAGGCGUUCUGGAACCCGGAACGGCAGUGGAGGAAGGCCGGUUCAACCGCAGCGAGCGCACGCCCGAAGAGUUCCCAGGCGUCGGCGCGGGCUCCUCAGGCAUGAACGGACGACCGGGCGACGAACGCGCUGCGGCGCUGUUCGUCGAUCUCGCGCUCCAGGCGCACUCGGAGCCCUGGUACGCCGACGUCUUCUGCAAGCAUCCCGCGCUGUUGAGCUUCGUCGCGGAGCUUACUGGCUGGGGGGACGCGACCUUGCCGUUGAAGCGCUCCCUCCUGCGGAACAACGUGCCUGGGACGAAGCCUAUUGGCGUCCACUACGAUCAGAUCUUCUUGCGCCACGGCGACGAGAGUAACAUCACCGCCUGGGUGCCCAUUGGUGAUGUCGCGCUGGACGGGGGCGGCCUUAUUUAUCUCCAAGACAGCACACCAAUCGGCCGUGCUCUCGAAGAAUCCUUCACGACCAAAGCGCUCUCAACAGGCCUCAGCGCCGAAGAAGCGAAAUCCGCAUUCAACCAAAACAUGAUGUCGACGGGUCUCAUCUCAGAGAACCCACUCGAGUUCUCGCGCCAGCACGGCCGGCCUUGGCUCGUCAGCGCCUUCGAGGCAGGCGACGUCGUCUUCCACUCCCCGUACACCAUCCACGCUUCGACGGUCAAUCACGACAAGGACGGCGUUAUUCGCCUCGCGACGGAUCUGAGGUUUUGUGAUUCCAGACGCAGCUUUGAUGCGAGGUGGAUGAAUGUCUACACUGUUGGUGAUGGUGUUUAA